Messenger RNA from Dunckerocampus dactyliophorus (ringed pipefish), 3311 nucleotides. It is a transcript of the gene raver1, whose product is annotated as ribonucleoprotein, PTB-binding 1. Lineage: Eukaryota; Metazoa; Chordata; Actinopteri; Syngnathiformes; Syngnathidae. Bases 82 to 2316 code for a protein of 744 amino acids. The record is from RefSeq and is a predicted model, not a curated record. Gene Ontology annotation, molecular function: RNA binding. The transcript is spliced from 15 exons.
GGCCACGCGUGUAUUGUUUAAACUGCUCAAAGGCGAGUGAGUUUUCAAAGCAGCUAAACUAAACUUCCACCAAGUCGAGUGAUGGCGGCCGUUGUGUCUGUGAGCGCAAACGCCAAAGAAGACAACACAGACACAGCGCUCAGCUUCGCCUCUCGCCCGCCUCACGAAAAGUACGACCUCGCUGCCGACCGCGACAAGUGGAGGCCCGCAGACCGCCGGCGGCCCCCGGAGCUGCUAGAAGCCGACGAGGAGGUCCUGUCUACGGUACGCGAGGGUCAGCGGAGGGCCGACGAAGACUUGACACCUCUGAGCCCCGAAGAGAUUAGGAGCCGCUUGGAGAGAACUCGCCGAGAGUUUUACAACCGCAGGAAGAUUAUCAUUAAAAAUCUACCGUGCGACGUCACCAACCAGGAGGUCCAUGAGCUGCUGGCCAACUAUGACCUGAAGUACUGCUUUGUAGACAAAUACAAGGGCACAGCCUUUGUGACCCUGCUCAAUGGGGACCAGGCGCAGAGUGCAAUCAAGGACUUCCACCAGCAGAUGCUCCGUGAGCGGGAGAUCUCGGUGCAGCUGCAGCCGACUGACGCCCUGCUGUGCAUCGCCAACCUGCCACGCUCUUUCACCCAGCAGCAGUUUGAGGAGCUGGUGCGGCCCUUCGGCAACCUGGAGCGCUGCUUCCUCGUGUACCGGGCGUCCAGCGGCCACUCCAAGGGCUAUGGCUUUGUGGAGUACAUGAAGAAGGACUCGGCAGCCCGGGCCAAGUCAGAACUCCUCGGCAAGCAGCUGGGCUCGCGCAUGCUGUACGUGCACUGGACCGAGGUGGGCUCGCUCACGUACCCGCUGCUGCACUCAAAGUGUCUAUGCGUGGACCGCCUGCCUCAGAGCCUGCUGACCGCUCAGGACCUACGAAAUGCGCUGGCUGACACCCAACCGCCAGUCUUCUGCCAGUUGGCUCAGGGACAAGAUGGAAGUUUUCGGCGGUUUGCCGUGCUGGAGUUCGCCACUGCUGAGAUGGCCGAGGAGGCUCAGCAGCUCGCAGAUGGCAGGCUGCUGGGCGGGACGCACAUCAGGGCAUCCUUCUGUGCCCCCGGACUGCCCGGACGCAGCAUGCUCGCCGCUCUGAUUGCUGCCCAGACCAUGGCUGUGAACAGGGGCAAAGGUCUCCUCCCUGACCCCACCGCCAUGCAGAUCCUCACAGGCCUCAACAACCCGGCUGCCCUCAAGAUGCUGCUCAACCCGCUGUCUCAGGGCCACAACAAACAAGGUCUUCUCGGGGCGGCCCCCGCGGUGCCGCUGCUCGCCAACCCAGCCCUCCACGGCGUGCUGCUCCAGUUGCUCCUUCAGAAGCUUCCUCCUCCUCCACCGCAAGCCUUUCUGGGAAAUCCUCUUCUUUGGGCUCAGGUGCUGCACAGUAACGACCCCCCUCUUGCGCUUUGUGCAGGACUCAUGGCGGACAAUCCUCUGGCCUCUCUGCCUGUCCAGCAGGGAGUCCAUCUGCUUGGAGAGCUGCCCCAAGGUCUUGGCCUUCACACUGAUCCCCUGGCCCCACUGAAGCCCGCAACCCUGGGCAGAUCUGUGGGCAGGGAUCAGGAGUCUCCCAGUUUCCCACAGACUCCCUCUCCCACUCUGCAGGGUCUGUCUGUGCCAAUGAUGGGCGGCAUGAUGGGGGCAGAGGGCCUCGUGGCUCAGGGGGUCUCCAUACUAGGAGACCCGCCUAAAGAUGUGACUCCUCCCCAGAGUUCCUUUCUCGCCGUCAACCAUGCGUAUCCCUCAGGAGCUAACUGCAGACCUCACCCAUACAGGAAGAGACCCACGCUAACUAACGUGUCCAACCAGCACAUGCAGCCCAACUACAGCCUGCGCUACCAGGAGUCGUACGGCGCAGAGUAUCCUCCUCUUCAUCAAGAUGAGCUGCAGCACUUGUAUGAGGAGCAGGAGAACCACAUUGGUGACUUGGCAGGGUUCGGACAGCAGCUCUCUUGUCCGUCAGACUACAGCCAAAGGCACUUCACUUACCCCCCCAGCCCUCCCCUUUCCUCAUAUUUCAGCUCAGGGCCCGACGCCUCCGUUAAUGGCAGCCUCCCUCCCAGCCAGCUCAAUAGGGCUGUGGGGAUGCCUCCUCUGAGCCACACCUCCAGCUACCCUCUAGGACUCGGGAACACGAUGAAGACUCCCAUUGGUAGCCACAAGCGCGUCUUGUCCCGCCUCAUCCCGUCUCCGGAGCCGAGCCCAGAAGGCGGCUACGUGGGCCAACACUCCCAGGGCCUGGGGGGGCAUUACGCCGACUCCUACCUGAAGCGCAAGCGCAUCUUCUAAACAAAACACAAAAAAAACAAACAAGAAAAUGUCGCCACAAGAAGCCAGGAUGUGACUGAAUCUCCUCUAGUGAAAGCUGUCCCCCGGGGACAGUCCUUCCAUUUUUGUGUUUGUGUGUGUAUAUACUUUUAGUGUGUUGCUAAAUUUAAUUUUUUUUUUUACUUUUUUUUAAACUUUUUUUUUUUUUUGCGCUUUUGGUUUCCUGUCAAGACUAAUAUGUUUACAAGCAGGGAAUUAAAAAAAAAAAAAAGUGGUUAAUAACGCUGAUGUCACAUUUUUUUCCUUUUUAUGGCGUGUAAGUUGACUUUGGCCGGUUUUGAUGGUGUUAGACAUUUCAGUGACGUUACAAAAGGGACGUGCUUGCGUUGGCUUCGUUUGGAAGGCUCCACACUUUAAAUGGACCUUUUGCGUUGUUUCCUCACCUUGGUUGCAUGUGCACCUUCCUUUCCAUCCACUACAUUUCAACCAAAAAAAAAAAACCCACUCAAGCUUUAAAACUUUCCACGUUGUUUGUCUUUUGAUCGGCACCCUUUUGGAUUGUUUUGUUAGUCUUGUUUUUCCUCUCUCCCUCCACUGAGAGCACUGGUGUCUGUGGUGUCGUCUACGUUUUACGUGUUCAUUGUUCCUCUGACAGUCCAAAUGAUGCACACCGAGGAUGCUGGAAGAAUCCAGGCAGGAGUCUUUUUGUGUAUAUAUAUAUUUUUUAAUGCUUUUAUUUUUAGUGAUUUAGUUUGAUUGUGAGAACUUAUUACCUCCUUUUUAGUAUCCCGAGCCUUCCCAGUGUUGGCUUCAAGCUACAAUUACUGAUUCUGUCUUUUUAGUUGCUGUGUAAAUAGUUUGAUCUCGCUCUCUCUCUUGUUCCGCUGCUUAUGAAUAAUUUGCGGCGCCGACAAAGACGCAGGCCAACACUUGGAUGGUCAUUCACCUUGACUGACUGGAUUGUAACUGCUGUCUCUUAUGUACCGUGUGCGUGUGUGAGAGAGAAGUAAAUGUUA